AUGUCCAUGUCUGGCCAACUCUUGCAGAUCGGUCUUGCUUUCGGUGUUAUGCAAGUGGCAAACCGAUUAAAUUUUGAUACACCUGAGAAUGCAAACUACAUUCGAAUUGCAUAUGCAACAGUGCAAGUCAUCCAAAUGGCAAUAUUUUAUUAUAUAUAUACGCAAAUCGAUGCCAAGAAAGAUGAGACUGAGCUCAAGUAUACAGAAGUCAAGAAUCCAAUGGAUACGGGUGCCGAGGCAGAAAUAGUGGAAACAACUGUCCGUGACUACGACGUCGCACAGUUGAGAACAGCUGUGAUGGGUGCCCUGAUGGGAAUCGCAGCAAUCACUGGAAUUCAUUUAUAUUGGGGAUACUUGCGCCCCAUGACAUUACAAUGUGUAUUGGGUUUCAAGACUGUUUAUGAUAACCCAAUGACCAAAAUCCACCUGUUGGGUCAGCCAGCUUCUGGUGACUUGCAGCGUCCCUUCAAGCCCAAAGGACUCUUUGCUGGCAAACCAGUUCCUUCUGUCAAGGAAGUCAAGGCCAAGGAAAAGAAGGAUGCCAAGAAGAAGGUCAUCAACAAGGUCCAAUAA
Molecule: messenger RNA, 573 nt
Organism: Synchytrium microbalum
Lineage: Eukaryota; Fungi; Chytridiomycota; Chytridiomycetes; Synchytriales; Synchytriaceae
Exons: 9
Coding region: 1-573 (190 amino acids)
Biological process (GO): protein targeting to ER
Cellular component (GO): endoplasmic reticulum; mitochondrion
Source: RefSeq, a predicted model, not a curated record